Molecule: messenger RNA, 6661 nt
Organism: Solenopsis invicta (red fire ant)
Lineage: Eukaryota; Metazoa; Arthropoda; Insecta; Hymenoptera; Formicidae
Exons: 9
Coding region: 1598-6022 (1474 amino acids)
Biological process (GO): protein linear polyubiquitination; proteasome-mediated ubiquitin-dependent protein catabolic process
Cellular component (GO): LUBAC complex
Molecular function (GO): ubiquitin binding; ubiquitin-protein transferase activity
Source: RefSeq, a predicted model, not a curated record
CAGUCCGAAAUGCGCGGUCGUGAUGUGCAAACCGCGAGUUUAUUUUCGGUGAAAAUCCUACAUGGUGCGGGACAGCAGCCGAUCAGCUUAAAAAAAGCGUGUGCCUGUGUUGCGUGUGGAUUUUUCAAGGCCGCAGAGAAAGCUUUCCGGGGCCAUUGUAUCGUGUCGCGUUUUCGGAAUUUUGUCAAAACUCAGACUCACGCUCGCUGAUUCACCCGACGAUGAAGAGUCACGCGCCGCCACAGAGGCAGCGCCUGCCUGGUCACUGCUUCACUAGUCCAUGCCCUCUUGUGAGAUUAGUCAAAUCCAAAAAUAAUACCGCGCAACGCAUCGCGAUGCAAAUGAACACGGCAAUGUAAAUUAGACCUUUUAAGUUCUCCCGAAUUUAAGAUCCAGUGUCUGGUGUAACAGCAUUGUGCUAUCGAGCACAGAUAAUGCCUAUAGAAUUAUUAGGGAAAUAAAUACAAUUGAGAAAUACCGUACGAGCACAGCAAUCUCUUCGAGAGAACUAUAUUUAUUCAAUGCCUUGAAGAUUUCCAAUCGACCAACUAUUAAUAUGCUUCAUCGUGAAAAUAAAGAUGCUGACAGUUUAUAUAUAUGCAAUAUAUAUAGCAAGCUGUGAGACUUGUGAUUUGAGAUAUAAAAAUAAUGUCGCGUCAGCAUCUUUCAUAACAGCGAUUUGAUAGGUUGUUAAAUCGACAAGUAAUGAACGAGACGACGAACAAGUCACCUACAAUAGCUCAUAAUAAUUAUUUUGCUCAAUAUAAUUGUUAACGUAUUAUUGUGCUUCCAAGACGAACUAAAUCAACCGUACAUUCUCUGAGAAAUAUUCAUCGUUCUUACCCAUACUUUUCCAUUAGUUCAAAUAUUUCAGAUGCAGGCGUUGUUAAAAUACAGAAACGAAAGCUAUGCUGCGCACGGAAUCGCAUAUCACUUUCAAUCAAAAACAUUUCAACGUCGACUAUAGCCCUCAGGCAGCCGCACAAUGGUAUUUUUUUUCACGAAGCUGUGCAUUAAAAAAAUCGCGCAGCAUGUUAGCCCGUAUUUCUCUGUUUUGAUUUUGGGCCGGUGGCGCGCGGUGUGCAAAGUGGACUUGAAAAUAACCCCGUGAGGAGAGAUCACCCGAUCUAUUAAUAGUUAACCGACGUGAGUAUCUUUGUCGCCGGUUCGGCAUCGACUACGCGCGAUUCGGCCGCAAAAUCCGCCGAUACAGUCCACGCGCGUGCACGUGUGUCGUCGUCCGAAGACGUCGUCGUCGCGAUGCCAGCUGACACCUCCGUCCGCUGGUGAAGUCUCAGCAGUAGACGGAAUCUCGACGCAAAUGAAUUAGGAGCUGCCAGUUAAGUGCGAGAGAACGAAGCUCGGGAGUGAAGAAGAGGAAAGAGGGGGCGCCUACGGCAAACGUCCGUCUAUCCGACGGACAUGACCGUCGUCGCGAGACUCCCCGAUUGGGCCGUCGAGAUUUUUGGCGUUCGCGUAUAGCAGAAACUGGAAGGAACUUAAAACCGCGUUUCGAGUGAAUCUAAAUAAAGAACUAUGCAGCGCGACGGCUGAGGCGGGGCGCGGUGCCUCGGGAUACGUGAGAGAGUGAGUAAGAAUGGUACAGCAAGCCGCAUACAGCAACGAGACGAACGCAUCCCUCAAUGGCGUACAGAACGGCGACCGGAAAGGAGGAACGUCCGGUACCAUCGUCGCAACAGACGCGGUGGUAGCGCGUGGUGCUGUCGAUGGUGAUACGACUUCCCUGACACGCGGCAGUAGCAGUGGCAGUGGCGGUGGCAGUGGCGGAGGUAGCAGUGGCAGGUUCUCCUUGUUCAGGUGGUUCAAGCGAAAUCGCGAUUCAACCGUGGAGAAACGACGGCGAACGAGCGCGAGGCCGGACGACGAUGGCGUCGUCCGACGACGUAGCAGCAUCUACUCCAGCGUGGAAAGCGUAGACACCUUUUACAGCACCACCACGGUUCGCAGCUUCGCGUUUCACACGGGAACUUUGGACCGUUGCAACGUGCUAUCUCUGGAUAUACUUAAGCAAGCGGCCGAGGUUGGUCCGUUCGCCGCCGGAGCAUCAAAGGCGUAUCUAGGUAACAAAGAGAACAACGCCUUGCCGGCCGUCGCCUGCACGUUGCCGAUUAACGUACACUCCAGGAGACGAGACAUCACCACCAGAUACUCGCUGCAACCGGCGACGACCUUUAGCUCGUGCGGGAAUUUUCUAACGACUGAGAAGAACUUGCCGAGUUCGUCGAGAAGAUUCGAUGAGAGCGCGAGAGCCAGUUAUAAUGGGUCUGUACGACGACGGGUUCACGUGAAGGGAAAACGGAGAGCACCCAAUCCUCCCGACGCGAUCGUGAAGGUCGAUGUACGCGAAACGCCAUCGAGAAACAGCAAUAGACGCAAGCGACGGGCGCCGCGACCUCCUGAAAAAGCGACCGUGGAGCAGUCGAAACUUGUCACCGAUGGCGGCAGCAUGGAGAUAGAAGAGCGGAAGGAUGGCGACGAAGGGCAGUCAAUCAGUAACGAUACGCUAAUUCUUCAGGGCGGUAUGUUGCUGUCAAAGAAGGAAGUUUGCGGCAGUCCAAAGGCCGCGAAAAAGAAGACUAGCGACGCGGGAACGUCCAGUGUUCUUCAGGAAAGAGCCCAGAGUCCCAUUGGUACCCUAAACGCCAUGCCUCGACCUUGGUACAAACGCAGCGUCUUCGAUUCUCGCGACUCUGGAACAUCCAAAAGAGGCACCGUCUUCCGAGGUCCUACGACGUCUGCCGAAAUGAAGGACGAAUGCGUUGGAACAAAUAUAAAUUUUUCUCCGAGCUAUUCCAUUGAUGCUUCACUAUCAAGGUUUUUCCAUCGCGGUGAACGGCAGAGCGAUAGUAGAAAACGACAGGAAGCUAAACGGAAAUCCGGCUUAUCCAUCCUGACGAACAUCAGCGAGCUGGAUAAAGAAGCGGCGGCGAUCGUGCAGGAAGAGCAGGCGCGAGCACGGGCGUCGAUGUUGCUAAAGACUUCAAAAUUUGCUGAUGAGUUCGAAAGGAGGAAUGACGUCAACGAGGAACUCGUUCAAGACAUGGUCACGUCGGCGAUCGAGAACUCAUCACCUAGACGAGGCACGCGCGCGUUAAUCUCAAAGUUCAAUGCCAUCAGCAAUAUCACUAAAGUCACGGUCAACUCUAAUUUUUUUGCUAAAAAGGAUCAGCCAGAUUAUAAGCUUGAUCGUGAUGCAAUGAGAAACAGCAGGUUCGAACAGAUCGGAGAUUGGAGGAAUCAGAGAUUCUCGGUCCAACAAGAUCUCGGUCAAAGCGUCCGCGUUGAUAAAGAUAUCUCCAAGUACUUUUUGCCGCAGCAAAGAUCAUCGAGAAAUAGAAUUGAAUCAACGCAUGCGGACGUAAAAUCAGUAGAUAUCAAAAUUACCUCUAGCAAAGAGCAGAAUGAUCAGCUGAUGAAGGACGCAUCUAAUAGAAUAUCAAUAUUACAAAGUCAGCUCGCUGCGAAUCGCGCGAAUGAAUCUUUAACUACUCAGAAGGAUGUCAUAUUUCCGGAAGAAAAGAUUAGAUCGCGACAGGAAAUUGCUAAAGAAAUAAAAAGUAAAGACUCGCCGAGAUUAAACGAAACAAGAAAAAAAUUUCUACUUUCCCGUGCUCGUAACUUAACUGAAAAUACAGAAACCGCGUUAUUUCCCCUCAGAGAAAAGGCGGAGGGGGUGCAGAAAGAAUUUUCGGACAUUUUCGACGAGAUUGAUCGACAGCUGCGUUCUAGAGAGUUCAAACGCAUCGAACGGAGACCAGCAGCCGAAUCUGACAGUGUCAGAGACAAAGUUCCAGAAGAUGAAGGCGUAUCAAGUAAAGUGGCCAAAGUGCUCGAUAUCUUGGUGGAAGCCGAGAAGGAUGGUAAAACGAGAUCCGCGAUACAACCGGAAAGAUCGAUGCAAGACAAGGGAGUGUCGCAUUUGAUUGAUUCAGAUCGAAAGGCGAAGUCCAGCAAGACAAAAUUAACUCCUCUCAAUACCGUCGAGGACCCAAUUACUGCAGAUUUGAAGGAGAUGUUGAAGGAGAUGAAGCAUUCGUUACCGAAACGGCCCAAAUCGAAGAAGACUGUGUCAAACGAUGGCGACGUUCUCGAAAAGGCUGUGAAGCGUUCACCCGUACCUACAAACAAGACGUCCUACAUUGCCUCCGUCACGGCGACAAGAAUGGCAACAACGUCGUCGAACGAUUACGAGACAGAUAAGCAAAAGGUGUCCUCGUCAGCGCAAACCAGUGGAAAUAUCCGUAGAUUAAAUCAGCCUUCCACUUCCGCCGAGCAACCGUCUACAUCGGGAUGGAAACACGACAACGUGCUAUACAGAACUUCUGGCAAAGGUUCGGUCCUUGGAAAGAAUACUUUCCAACUGAUACGACCACGCGAUUUCGCCGAGAUAGAAGCUAUGAAGACCACGAAGGAGGUGUGCAAGGAAAACACUUAUGCCAAUGUGAUAGAAUCGUCACUGUACGCCAAUACUCACGUUCCACCCCUAUCGCCGAAACAACGAUCGGAUCCAACGACGUCUAAAGAUAUUUCGCAAAGUAGUCAUCCUGAAGAGCAGCCCAAUGUUGCAAAUGAGAGUAAAAUCAUAUUGAACGAUGAUGAGCUUACAAAUGAAGACGAUAAUUCAACAGCGAGGAACAUGAAUACUCUGGCCAUAAAUCGAUUACUAAGAAAGCUGGAAGCGGCCAUCGCGUCGGGUCAUCAUCAGCAAGCGGCGGGAUUAGCGAAGGAAUUGGCAAGGCUCAAAAUCCAUUGUUCCGUGAUACGACAGCGUUCGGCGGCGCGUUUGAAGGAUCAGUCGAUUAAAGUCAAUAUGUAUAUCGAAGACAAACUCGCUCACCAAGGACCCAUACCACUUCAGCUGCCGACGAGAAUGACGGUAGCCGAGCUGAAGACAAAGAUACAUACGGAGUUUGAGAUACCCACGAACGUGCAGCGAUGGAUCAUUGGGAAAAACUUGGCUGAUCACGACGGAGCUACUCUCGACGAGUUACACGCAGUGGAUGGUUUACCCGUGUUUCUUUAUCUCGUAGCACCUGAAUUGCACGUCGACAAUGCAGCGCAAACGAAUAAACCACAGCCAGUAGAGGAAGUUUCUGAGGAAUUACCACAAGAACCACCAAUGGAAGCCUUGCAAACAAUCGAAGAAAAGCAAGAAACUAAAGAGACAGAUGAAAUAAUACCGGCAGCAAACGAGAAUCAGCAAGAAACGGCGGAGACAGACAUGUCGGAAGACAUCAAGAUAGGACGAUACGAAGAACUGAUAUCGUUGGAGAACUGGGAUGUCAUUCCGAAUUCUGAGCCAAUCGAGUGUCCAAUAUGUUUCGUUACAUAUGGUCCACGCGAAGGUGUAAUUCUGAGGGAUUGUUUACACAUGUUCUGCAGACCGUGUAUUGCCAAUACAAUCGCGUACUGCGAAGAAGCGGAGGUAAAAUGCCCAUACAGAGAUCCCGACUAUACGUGUGAAUCGACUCUUCAAGAACGCGAGAUCAAGGCGCUCGUUGAGCCGGAAGUUUAUCAGCAGCACCUCGCGAAGUCGAUCGCACAAGCGGAGAACAAUGCCGGAAACAAGGCUUUUCACUGCAAGACACCAGACUGCCCUGGUUGGUGCAUUUACGACGAUGAUGUGAACAAUUUUUUGUGUCCUGUGUGCGAAGCUAAUAAUUGUCUUACCUGUCAGGUCGUUCACACUGGGAAGAAUUGCAAACAAUAUCAGCAAGAAUUACAGUUUUCAAAAGAAACCGAUCAGGAAUCUAAAAGAACAGCAGCAAUGCUCAAAGAGAUGGUAGAUAAAGGAGAGGCACUUACGUGUCCUACAUGUGCCGUCGUUCUUAUGAAGAAAUGGGGCUGCGACUGGCUAGUUUGCUCCAUGUGCAAAACGGAAAUAUGUUGGGUAACCAGAGGACCGCGUUGGGGGCCGGGAGGUAAAGGGGACACAUCCGGUGGCUGCAGAUGUGGUGAGAACGGAGUCAAGUGUCAUCCCCGUUGCAAUUACUGCCACUAAAGAACAUGACAACUGCCAUGAUAAUGGAUAACGCAAAGUUUACGGUGACAAUGAGAUGUCCUAGAAAUGCUUUUAUAUCGUUAAUUAAUACUGACACAAAUAAUUUACAGACCCGAUGCGACGUACGAAGAUCUUUUAUACGUGCGUUUAGUAUAAGCUUAGACCUCGAUAAAUCGGUAUGCAAUAGGAGUUGUAUGCUUGCUCAAUGAUUAUUAUCUUAUCGCGGCACCAUCCUCGAUAGGAUUGAAAGUGAGAUUCUAAUAAAAAGAGGAACACACCUAACUUUGUAUCAAUACUUCUUAUUUUUAUCUCAAAUACAAAGAGUGUAGGGAAAUAAAUCAUACUUUACUUAAAGCUUUCGAUAAAUCUAAGAUGUAUAAUAAAUUAUCGAUACAAGCAAUUUUUGUAAUUUAUACAGGCACCGAUUCUCCGUUCUCGCCGGAAGUUGUUUCAUCUGUACCGAUCUGUUUUAAUCGAGCGACUAACGUGGACUGAUGAUGCGUGAGCUGCUGAUUUAAGUUGUUACCGCCUGCGUUCUGUAGCAAUUGAACAAGAUGAACUCGCGAUGAUGUAAGAUCCAUUUUGCCGUAUCUCAAAAAGUCCUCCUUAUUCAAUACACGUCCUUCUAGUAUACCCGCU